Molecule: messenger RNA, 2736 nt
Organism: Mycena indigotica
Lineage: Eukaryota; Fungi; Basidiomycota; Agaricomycetes; Agaricales; Mycenaceae
Exons: 12
Coding region: 1-2736 (911 amino acids)
Biological process (GO): protein phosphorylation
Cellular component (GO): cytosol; nucleus; EKC/KEOPS complex
Molecular function (GO): protein serine/threonine kinase activity; ATP binding
Source: RefSeq, a predicted model, not a curated record
AUGUCUUCGGUAGGCAGGCAAUCGAGUGCUUCAACCAUUUCAACGAGAACAAGCGCAGGAGUAAAUGUGCCUGGUCUGCGAAUGGUCGAUGCGGCAGAAGGUGCUUUGGGAAUUGAGUGGAUUGACGGGCUGAGUGUACGGAAACUUCUCCCGGGAGGCACGCCAGAAGAAGACGACGAAGACACACCUGACAUAAAUUCGGCCCUGGAGGAGUAUGGAAUCUCUGUAGACACGCUCAUGGGCAUGAUAGGGCGCGAGCUCGCCAAACUUCAUCUUGCCGACGUGAUUCACGGCGAUUUGACGACUUCCAACAUGAUGCUUCGCCAUCCUCACUCCUACAGUUCAUACGACUCCACAUUCCCGACACAGCUCGCGAGUAACUUCGUGCUAAUCGAUUUCGGUUUAUCCUACCAUUCAGCACUCGUCGAAGACAAGGCAGUCGACCUAUACGUCCUCGAACGCGCAUUUGCCUCGACACACCCCGAAUCAGAACCACUUUUUGCAUCGGUGCUAAAAGCAUAUGAGCAAGGCAUGGGAAAGGAGUGGAUGGCGGUCAGCAAGCGUCCGGCUAAGGGGACGGAAACGCAGCAUGGUGGGCUGAUACUGCAUGCAUUGGAACUGUCGUUCGACAGCACACUCGACAAGGUCAAAGAUAAUCAGAUUGUGCACCGAUCGACUAUCGAACGUCGGUCCAUAUAUCGCUCGAUUCGCAAUGAAGACGCGCGCUAUGCAGACUCCAUCGUUGGAUCACCUGAUUACAUGGCGCCUGAGGUUCUUCGCGGCAAACCAUAUAACCUCUCGGUCGACUACUGGUCUCUAGGGUGCAUCUUGUUCGAGUUCCUCGCAGGCUUCCCGCCAUUUAGCGGCAGCACUGCGGACGAAACGUGGACCAAUCUCAAGAACUGGCAGACAGUUUUACGCCGCCCGGAGUACGACAAGCCAGAAGACCUUAUUUUCAAUCUUACGGACGUUGCUUGGGACGCUGUUACUUGCCUUAUUGCCCAUUCCUCCUCCCGACUUACUUCACUCGAGCAAAUUCGUGUCCACCCUUUCUUUGAUGGUGUGCAAUGGGAUGACUUGCGCGGAGUAGAGGCGCCUUUUGUUCCAGCGCUCGACUCGGAAAUCGACACCGGUUACUACGACGACUUUACAAGCUUAGAGGACAUGGCCAAGUACGCGGAGGUGAAGGAGAAGCAACGGAACGUAGAUGCGGUCAAGGAGAAGGAUGAUACGUUUGGACGGGGCGUCUGGGUUGGUUUCACGUUCGGGAAGAACGGGCCUGGGCUUAAUUCGCGGGGGGUGGUGGGGCUUGGGGUGGUGGUGGUGGAGACGAUGGGGCACUUGCGACGAUAUUUUGAUACGAUUACACACCGGAAUUCUCUUUCUUUGACCUGUAGAAAUACGAUGUUUCUGUACUUCUGUAAUGCGCAUAAGACAAUCUUUGAGCUUAAAGGGGAUAGGAGAGAGCGCAGUGGAACUCCAUCACUGCGAAGGACCACACAGACAGUUGCUUACGUACGCACACACACUUCGAUUCGUCUUCAAUAUCUCAACUUCAUCUCAUGGAAAAGCCUACAACAGGGGUGCCCAAUCAGCACAGGGACUACUGGUCGUAUUACUCGCGUCCCAAGUGAACAAUGGUGGAUCAAUCACCAACCGUUCCUAUUAUCGAUAGGCUACCAACUUCGUCGACGUUAUUAUGCAGAUUGGAUCCCUUCCUGGCAGCUUCCCGGAGCUACCGUGUCCAAGGUGCACUCUGAGGACUCGGUACACGGAUUGAACUCGUUGGUCUUGGACGCUAUACGGAUAGCGGAUGGUACCAAGGUUGUGCUCAAGCGCGUAGACACGCGUGAUGAAGAAUUGUCCGUUGUCCAGUACCUCAACUCUCCGAAUGUUCGACACCACGCUCACAACAGAACGGCGCUGCUUUUGGAUACCAUUCCGAUACCUGACGAUGAUAACACCAUAUUGAUUGUCAUGCCGUUCCUCAGAGUGUUCAACUCUCCUAUUUUUCGCCAUUUACAAGAGGUCAUCGAAGCUCUGCGUCAAUUUUUGCAGGGACUGGUAUUCAUGCAUUCUCACUUUAUAGCCCACCGGUAUGGCUUCUCCAAGCUCGGAAGGAGUACAUUACUCAUCUACUUUGAAAGCGAUGUUUGUCGGACGAACUUGAUGAUGGACGCAUCCAAGGUAGUGCCCGGCGGCAGCCAUUUCGACGAUCCUAGCACCCAAGAGAGCAAUCUCAGUCUUCGAUUUCGCUGGAGAGACCGAUGUUCUGUUGCACCGAUUGCCUAUUAUUUCAUUGACUUCGGGCUUUCUCGCUAUUUUCCAGGUGGCGUGGAAACUGCGUUCAACUUUGGUAGGUACGGGCAGGACCGCACCGUUCCGGAAUUCAAAUGGGAGGUACCCCACAAUCCGUUUAAAGUGGACAUUUAUCAAUUGGGCAAUACCUUCCUCAAAGUGCUCACUCGCUUUCCCGAAAACCGCGAACAUUUGCUGCCCUUGUUGCGCACAAUGACAGCGAACGACCCAAAUGCACGGCCCACCGCGCUGGAAGCGUUAACGGAGUUAGAGGCACUGAGUGAGCAUAUCCCCGAACCCGAACUCGUCAAAUCCAUGGAAUACGAACGAGAUUAUGACUCGCCAGACACGGAAGAGGAGGAUUUGUACCACGAGAUAACGUCUGACGACGACCACGAUCUCGCUACUAGGCUGGGAGGGCAGCUGUUGUUGACCUGA